GUCCUGAGAUCUGUGGAGUUGUUGCGCUUCUAUUGUGGAAGGCGAGUCUCGUUGGGAAAUAACGCGUGUAUUGGCACAAGGAAUCGUUGUGUUGUAUCAUUUUCACAUUCAAUGGGAUUGUCGUCUCGUACUUGGCGAGAGCAUCAGAGAGAUCCCACCUGGCUUUGUUAAGCCUACAUGCCUGUGAAAUGACCGCAUCUCCUGCUUGCCCUCCCAUGGAGUGAGCAGUUGUCCUUGACAGUGAAACAGAGAUAAAGAGACCCAUUCUCCUCCUAUGGAUUACAGACCUAUAGGUCUGAACGCCCUGACGUGGGUCAGUCUUCAUUCACAGACUUCUCCCAUCGCAGUCAAGCUCCUUCGCUAUUCCAUAAAAUGCUGGAGUUGGAAUUUCUGGUCUGGACAAUUUAACGCCAGGUAUGAAUGUCCCUAACUUUAGGACCAGAGAUACAGCAGACAAGGCCGUAGAAGCUUGAGAAGCACCUCACCUCAGAAAUGCAGACUGAUGAUCUAUUUGCCAAAAAGCUUCAAGCCUUGAAUGGGGAUAUGGGACCUCCUGGUGCAAACACACAGGGAACACCAGCAGUGCCCAAGAUGGGCGUACGUGCAAGAGUGUCAGAUUGGCCACAGAAGAAGGAUGGCCAUGGUCCACCACCCAGAUACGAAAGCCUAAUGACGACCUUCCAGAAUGGACAACCCAGUCAGUUGCCGGAAGAUGUGGUCAAACAAAGCCCAGGUUCUCCUCUCAACCCCAGCUUUCUGGAGGCAAAAUAUGGACUUGGUGAACUUCUGAGCCACUCUCCUGGUAAAGUACACCACGCUCUCCAGAAGAGGAGCAAUAGUGACGUCACCAUCAGCGAUAUAGGGGCAGAGGACAUGGAUCAGACUGCAGUCAACCCCAAUACAGGUGCCAAUUUGCACCGAGAGUACGGAAGCACAUCCUCCAUCAAUCACCAGGGUUUGCCCGAUGAAGGUUUUUUUGGCAAUCUGAAAGUUUUCCAGCCAGAACUCUCAGAGCAACCGAGCGCACCACCUCCGCAUGGCUUUCCAGAAUUUCGCCGGUAUGAGGCCGCCAUUUCUUCAAGUCUCCAGACUGCUGCGCAGAUUGCAAGGGGGGACAUUCUCUGCAUUCCGAACUACUCAGACUAUGUAGACAGUUCACUCUUCUACAGUCGGGAAAGGGAGAAGUCCUUCCUACAGCGACAGAAAUCUGAAAAGGGCGAGACGUCCAUUUUCCGCAGACUGAAGACUAUGAAGAGCGAACAGCGGCAACUAAGCGAACAUGACGAUUGUAGUAGACACGGUCGUCCAUUGAGUUUCCAGAGAUGUUUCGCCCACUAUGAUGUCCAGAGCGUGCUUUUCAAUAUAAGUGAGGCUGUUACCAAUCGUGCCAACUUAGCACGUCAAAAGAAUAUUACUACGGGGGCUUCUGCAGCAUCCCAACAUCAAAUUGGUGGGGGAAUGGACAGUCCUGACCCCAUGUCUAUUUGCGAGUCCCCUUUGGACAGCUGUGAGGAACUAGGGCAAAAAGCUUCCACAGACCCUGACGAAGGGGACAGGAAGAGCAAUGGUUUGGUGCUGAGCUGCCCGUACUUUCGUAAUGAGAUAGGUGGAGAAGGUGAGAGGAAACUGAGUGGACCCCACAACAAUGUAGGUGACAAUUAUACUAUAGAGUCUACUUUAAGUUCACACUGCACUAAUGCGGGGGUUUCCGUCUUGGAAAUGUCCCGUGAGAAUUACGCCUCUCGUGAAAACUACGCUGUUCCACGGGAUUGCAUCAAACGCUACAUCAUUGAGCACAUUGACAUGGGCGCAUACUACUACCACAAAUUAUUUUUCAGUAAAGAGCACCAGAACUACUUCGGUGUUGAUGAGAACUUGGGCCCGGUGGCAGUUAGCAUUCGGAGAGAGAAGCUGGAGGAGGGGAAGGAGGGACCGCAGUAUAAUUAUAGGGUCAUCUUCAGGACCAGCGAGCUCACCACUUUGAGAGGCUCAAUUAUGGAGGAUGCCGUUCCCUCCACGGCUAAGCAUGGGACUUCCCGUGGACUCCCUCUUAAAGAGGUGCUGGAGUACGUAGUUCCUGAGGUCAACAUUCAGUGCCUCAGACUGGCCACCAGCUCACCUAAAGUUCUAGAACAACUGCUGAAGCUAGAUCAGCAGGGGCUGAGUUACCAGCACAAAGCGGGCAUCCUGUACUGCCAGGCCGGGCAGAGCACAGAGGAGGAGAUGUACAAUAAUGAGACUGGUAGUCCCGCACUGGAAGAGUUUCUGGAGCUGCUGGGUCAGAAAGUCCGACUGAGGGGGUUCAACAAGUACAGAGCACAGCUGGACAGCAAAACGGACUCCACUGGCACUCACUCUCUCUACACCACCUAUAAAGACUUUGAACUGAUGUUUCAUGUCUCUACAAUGCUGCCCUACCAGACAAGGCACAGAUUUGAUCUACUGAGGAAAAGGCACAUUGGAAAUGACAUCGUUACCAUAAUUUUCCAGGAACCAGGAGCUUUUCCAUUCACACCCCAAAACAUUCGCUCUCACUUUCAACAUAUCUUCAUCAUUGUCAAAGUUCACAAUCCUUGCACAGAGCAUGUAUGUUACAGCAUUGCAGUUGCCAGAUCCAAAGAUGUGCCUGUGUUUGGACCUCCCAUACCCAAGGGAGUGAUGUUUCCAAAGUCUGCUGUAUUCCGGGACUUCCUGCUGGCUAAGGUGAUCAAUGGCGAAAACGCGGCCCACAAGUCUGAGAAGUUCCGUGCCAUGGCGACGCGUACCCGCCAGGAAUACCUUAAAGACCUAGUGGAGAACUUCACCAGUGCAACGCCUGUGGAUGCCUCGGGUGCAAAAUUCAGCUUCAUCAACCUAGGCGCCAAAAAGAAGGAGCGCAGCCGGCCAAGGAACAACGCUCAUCUGUACAGUACGGGAGCCAUCACGUGGUCGGUGGUUGCCCGGGACAGUUGCCAGUCCACUGAUAUUGGUUGUUUGCUGGCCAUCUCCAGAGAGUUUGUGGCGCUCAUUGAGGAAGCGUCCCGGGAAGUGGUUUUCAACUGUUACUGCAAGGACGUGAUUGGUUGGAGCUCGUCCUCAAUGGUGGGCAGGGUGAAGCUCUUUUACGAGCGCGGUGACUGUGUGGUGUUUUCCGUGCAGGAUGGAUGCCCAGAGGAAGUUCGAGAGGUCGUACAGCGAUUAGAGAUGGUCACCAGGGGUUGUGAGUCGCUAGAGAUGAUCCUGCGCAGAAAUGCCCUGGGCCAGCUGGGCUUCCAUGUCAACUUUGAAGGUGUGGUAGCCGAUGUGGAGCCAUUCGGGUUUGCCUGGCAGGCAGGACUUCGCCCAGGCUGCCGUUUGGUUGAGAUCUGCAAGGUCGCUGUUGGGACUCUAACUCACGAGCAGAUGAUUGACUAUUUGCGGACCUCCACACCUGUUACGGUGGUGGUCAUACAGCCACAUGAGGAUGGCACCCCCAGAAGAGGUGCCUCAGAACUGCAUCGUGUCCCCUACAUGGAGUACAAGACUCUUGGUCCCGGGCCUGGUUGGCACAGGAUGACUCACGUUCCCCAGGGGCUGCCGCUGUCUCGUGUUUCUCCCACUCAGGGUCCAGAUCGACCCUCCCCGAGCCAACAGAUGUUCCAGUACGCCCAAGCUGCCAUUUCGCGUAGCACUUCUUUUGAUAAGAAGUACCAGGAUGGAUCCAGGGUAUUGCAGGACUUCGAGAUGGUUCAGAGUCCAUCUGGAAAUCCCGGACAGCACUACUGCAGUUCUCCCAGUAACCAAUCAACCUCCAGUGACCCCGGUCCCUGCGGCACAUGGGCCCAGAAAGCCAGUUAUGACGGAUUGCAAUCACCUGCCCUUCACGACCAACCAGAAGAAAAAGAGGCAGACGGGCACAGGGAUAUAGAGCACAAGAUGGAGAGGACACGAUCUGCCGGAUCGCCUUGUGUUCCUGAAGCCAAGUGGCACAUCCCAUCCACCAAGAUCCUGAACCGAGGUCUACAGAGACAGGGGACGAAAGAAUCACCUGGUAAAUUCCCUCGGACCCGUGAGAAGAGCUGCCACAGUCAUUGCUCCAGCCACUCCAGUAACAACACCCUCUCCAGCAAUGCUUCUAGCGGCAGCGACGAGAAACAUUUUGGUUCUGGAGACCCGAUGGAUCCAGAGUCCCUGGGUCUCACCUACAUAAAGGGGGCGUCUACUGACAGCGGCAUAGAUACAGCACCCUGCAUGCCGCCUCCACCUCCUGCCCUGCCCCUGACUGGAGUGGGACCCUCACGGAUGGUCGUGAGAGAUGGGAGGGUUGAGACGGGACUCCCAUGGCCUCUGGAAUACCAUGAGGAUGGUGAGACAGAUGAAGGAAGGGCAAAGAUGUUCCUGUCUCAAGGAUAUGUUCCCGCUACACCCACCGGUCAUACCACGGAUGGCAGCACCGGAGAUCUGAGUGAGAUCUCCUCUCUUUCUAGUGGUUCUCGUCAUUCUGGAAGCCCCUCUGAACGCUGUUCGAAGAACUCCAACUCCAUUGAGCCCUCAAAAAUCUACAUUAUCUCUCCUACGGACACGACUCCAAUUGGAGGGCGGGAAAAGCAUUCACUUAGCUGUCAGUCACAUGGCGAGAAGUAUUUGACUGGCUGGAAGAAAGGAGAAAAUGACCACUUACUGGAGGAUCAAGGGCAAGCUAGAGACUUCAGGGGGCUCUAUUUGAGAGACCCAUCCCUGGUGGUUAACAGUGCUGGUGAGAAGCUCCAGACGCUCUCUAAGGAGGCCUUCCUCAGGAUGCUUCUACCCAACAGUCCCCCGGGGCAGGCAAGUCGAGGCAAGAUACCACUUGUCGGUCAGUCUCCACGCCGCUCCCUGUACCGGACACUCUCAGACGAGAGCUUGUGCAGCAGCCACCGGAGGGCGCUGUCCUUAGCUAGCUCUCGUAGCUCCAUGCUGGACCAGGCUGUGCCCAACGACAUCCUGUUCAGUAGCACCCUGCCCUACCACAGCACCCUACCACCUCGCAUGGGUCUUAACCACGCUGCCCGUCAGCUCAAAAGUGAGUGCUCGCAGAUGUCAAUAAUUCUUCGCUCACUUUUAGAUCAAACUGCGACCUCUCUGAGUUCUCUGACUGAAGAAGAGCAGACCAAGCAGGUUCUGGAGCUCUCUGAGGAGCUGAACAGAAGAGUGGCAUGCGUGGACGCCUCAACCCUACCAGCAGGGGAAGGCUCUCCUACUCUGCUCACUGGGAAGGUUAACCAGCUGGAGCUCAUUCUUCGACAGCUGCAGUAUGACCUAAGGAAGGAGCAAGAAGACAAGGCUAUGCUCCAGGAACAAGUUCAACACCUUCGUCAAGACAACCUUCGACUGCAUGAAGAGAGCCAGACAGCAGCUGCGCAGCUGAGGAGAUUUACUGAAUUGUUUCUGAACACAAUGGACAUGAAACCUUGAGCUGAAGUAGUCCAUAGCUUCCCGUUGUUGUGCUUCGCAAACUACAUAACCCAAGGAUAACUAGUCCAGCGUACUGUAAAGAAGAUGUUAGGGGAGAAAUUUCAGCAUUUGAAUGUGAACGUGUGCAGAGCUAAUAGGCUAACACACUAAGUCGUAGUUGGCAGGACAUGAGAAUGUGAAUGAGAAAAGGGAGAGUAAGACAUUAAAUAAGGUAUGUGAUAAGGAUUGGAAGGGAAAAAUGAUCGUGAAAGUGAAUGCAAUGCAAUAAGCCGUGAUUUCUUUCUAAAUUCUUUGGUUCCUUGGGUUUAACGCCUUCAAGCAACCAUCGUAACUCAAGUUCAGUCCUGGCUUUGUAGCUGUCCACCCCCAUCAUUUGUCGAAAUGUAGACCAGCCGGAUGCAACGUUCCUUAGUGUCCGAAGCUCCCCAAGACUAGGUGUACUGUAUACCUGUUUUAAAAUGCAUUUUUGUAAGUAACACAUUGAGAGAUAGGUUGUAGCAAUAAUUUUGCUGAUGUUGUAAUCACAAUUGUUCAAUAAGAUUAGCACUGAGUGUGAUUUGGUUGUAUUCAAAUACUUUUAUGUAGAAAAACAAAGUCUUUUGUGUGCCUGAUGUUACUGGUGGUAAAAGAAUAGUCCCUCGGUUGUUUUCGUUAAUCCAUAUAACUGUCCAAGUGCUUAUAAAAUCCAUGCCCACUGCUCUUAUCCGUUAGGCUGCCGACUGGCUUUGUUUUACCCAAACAACACAGACAUUAAACGAUUGAACUUGUGUGGGUGGGCUAGUACAUGCAGACUAGCACCUGUAAACCACUUGAUAUAAAAGCCAAAUUUUGCUUGUUGGUGUAAAGUACCUCAGAAAAGUGUCUUGUACCUUUGCCCUCUUAUUUAAGCUUAUUUAACCUAAGAUUGUUAUUUUAAUGAGAGUAUUUUCCUUUUCUGCACUAAAAAGAGUAAUGGCUCCAUGUGGCAGUACUUGUGUACCAUGUCAGCAGUACUGUGUAUAGCUUGGCUGAGAGGUAACUGUAAACAUAAAAUGGUUUAUUUCUGGGAAGUUUGGAUGCUGCUAGAGGACAGGAUGUUGUUUUUUAUGGCCUUUUAAAGAUGUUUUUAUUUCUUUGUAAAUCUGUUUCAUUGAGGUUGGGAUGAAAUGCUUACCUUUGUAAAAUAAAGUUUAGGAUGUCAA
Molecule: messenger RNA, 6593 nt
Organism: Sinocyclocheilus rhinocerous
Lineage: Eukaryota; Metazoa; Chordata; Actinopteri; Cypriniformes; Cyprinidae
Product: signal-induced proliferation-associated 1-like protein 2
Exons: 20
Coding region: 493-5412 (1639 amino acids)
Biological process (GO): regulation of small GTPase mediated signal transduction
Cellular component (GO): cytoplasm
Molecular function (GO): protein binding; GTPase activator activity
Source: RefSeq, a predicted model, not a curated record